CGGCCAUUUUGUUCCCCUCUUGCCCGGCUAGGUGACCGCAGAAGCCUUGCGAGAAGACGCUGCGCGAUGUUCCCUCUGGCGCGGAGAGCUUUGGGCCUUUCGGCCCGUGGCAUUCAACAUACGGUGAAGAGACAGGCUCACCGCAAACUUGAACCUGAUUUCCAUGACAAGUAUGGCAACCUCGUUCUCCUUUCUGGAGUGGCGUUUGGUAUUGGCAUUUGGACCUAUGCCUGUCUUCAACUUCCACUUGUAUGGAAUUUCUCUCCAAUUGGCCGACUUACUCCAAAAGAAUGGAGAGAAGACUAGAAGUGACUUUGGGAUACCUCUGGGAAUGGGGAAGUAAUCUGAGCUUCUUUGUGCCCCCCCUACCUGGCACUCUUCUGUGCUACUUAUGAUAUAAUAAAAGUAUUGAAAAUAAAUAAUUUGGGGUCAUAAUGUAUAUACGCUUGUAAUGCAGAACUGGUAGUCAAGUAAGUUGGGUUUUUGUCUGAAUGUUACACCUGCAUGCAUUAUCCACACAGCUGUGAUGGAAUGUAGUUCAGAUUCCAGGAGGGAGGGGGGGCAUUCCAGAGGGACAAGAAAUAACUCAGUUCAGAUGGUUCAUGUGAGAGUAAGAGCGUCAAGACCUCCCUUCCUUAAUAGUUCUGAGAGUAAAUGUUUUAUGGGGGUAGUAGCAUGUUUUAGUGUGCAAGAUUUUUGAGAUAAGAACAAUAAACAAAAUCUGCUUGGAAGAAUCA
Thamnophis sirtalis is the source of this 737-nucleotide messenger RNA. It is a transcript of the gene COX7B, whose product is annotated as cytochrome c oxidase subunit 7B. Gene Ontology annotation, cellular component: respiratory chain complex IV; mitochondrion. Gene Ontology annotation, biological process: mitochondrial electron transport, cytochrome c to oxygen. The record is from RefSeq and is a predicted model, not a curated record. NCBI's taxonomy places the organism in Eukaryota, Metazoa, Chordata, Lepidosauria, Squamata, Natricidae.